This is a messenger RNA of Aspergillus fijiensis CBS 313.89, 676 nucleotides long. RefSeq lists its product as uncharacterized. The record is from RefSeq and is a predicted model, not a curated record. The transcript has 2 exons. Lineage: Eukaryota; Fungi; Ascomycota; Eurotiomycetes; Eurotiales; Aspergillaceae. The coding region runs from base 239 to 583 and encodes 114 amino acids.
AGAAAACCUGAUGGCCAAAAAGGAACUCGUGGAGAAGCAGCUUCAGAAUCUGGAGGCUAGAAUCGAAGAAAGAACCCAGAACCAAUUCAGUGAGCCGAAGAAGGAGCCGCCGCACAACAAGUGAAGGAUUGAGUCUGAAAGAAUGCGAGCUCAAAAAGAUAAUGCCACCGCCCAAUGUCUUGGUUGGUUCGAUUACUGCUUGCUAGCCUUAUGCGAUGGACUGGCAUUCAAGUGACGAAUGUCCGGGCGAUUGAUCGUCACCUUAUGCGGAGCCCUAUGGCGUAAGGUCCAGCUGCGCUGUAUUUUCCCUUACGUCGAGGGCGGUGCGACAUACGUGAACGAACAGUCUCCAAAUAAGACUGGAUCACGUUCGAGAAGAGAUGCUCUGACUGGGUAUCGAACGCGAGAUGAACUUCAGAGACCAACAUCAGACCAGCUAUUAAUCGUAUCGUUCAAUGAAUACAAGUCGAGCCAUGUGAUCCUUGUAUCCAGUAUCGGCUCUCAUGCCAUGGGUGGCACUAUCAGGGCUACUCUUGGGCAUGCUACGAGAGAGCCGCGAAUAUUGUGCGAGCUGAACAUUUGAAGCGGCGAUAUCUUGAGGAUUGCAUGGUUUAUUCCAAAAUUAGCAUUCGACUGUAUAUGAUCACUCUUCUCCGUCCACUACCUAUUCAAGAAC